AUGCUUUCCAGAUCAAUUCGCACCUUUGCAAGAAGAAUUCCAAAAAGACAAGUUCCAGCUAUCCGUUCAAUUGUCUCCGUAUCAAGAAUUAGACUACAAAGCGUCAAGUCAUCAGUCCCCACAAGAGUUUUUGCAGUCAACUACAGUUCUGCAACUCAACCAGAUGCAAAUGGCAAAGGAGAAUUGUUAAUUGAAUUUACAUGUAAUGUAUGUGAUAACAGAUCAUCACACAACAUGUCAAAACAAGCUUAUGAACACGGUACUGUCUUGAUACAAUGUCCUGAAUGCAAGAGCAGACAUUUGAUUGCUGAUCAUUUGGGAUUUAUCAGAGACGAAAAAUUUGACUUAAAGGACUAUAUUGAAAGUCAAGGAUCAAAAAUUGACAGCCGUGUUUUGGAAUUUGAAAAGAUUCCAUCAAACUUGGCUAGCUCCUCUGGACAAACUGCUGAGGAAGACACUCCUAAACAAGAAAAAGUAUUGGAUCUUGAAUCUCCCGAUGAUGAGGUGAUUAAAAAUAAGAAAAUCUAA
Molecule: messenger RNA, 528 nt
Organism: Lodderomyces margitis
Lineage: Eukaryota; Fungi; Ascomycota; Pichiomycetes; Serinales; Debaryomycetaceae
Exons: 1
Coding region: 1-528 (175 amino acids)
Biological process (GO): protein folding; protein stabilization; protein import into mitochondrial matrix
Cellular component (GO): mitochondrion
Molecular function (GO): protein-folding chaperone binding; zinc ion binding
Source: RefSeq, a predicted model, not a curated record